AUGAAGAACCAAAAGAGGAUUCAUGAGGAACUGUCCUUGAGCAUAAGCACUUUGGUUCAAAGUCAAAUAAGGAUAGAAGACAUGAUCACAACAGGAACCUUGCGUUCAUAUGCAGAUUCCAGUCCAGUCAAAAAAAUGUUGCAUGCUCCCACCAUGAAGCUCUAUGUCGUCAAAGAAGUACAUCUUCUAUUUAACUCUAAGGAACCCUUACAUAAUAAGGAAAUUCGUAAAAACCUAAAAGAUUGGAUCUCAUUUUGGUAGAGUAAAUGCUCCAAUUCAAUAUAACAUGUUUAAAUCUACUCAACUUUCUGGAGUACACCUGAAGGUUACGUCUCAAUUGUGAUGGAGUACAUGAAUGGGGGAUCCUUACAGAACCUACUAGAGAGCAUGGGUGUCUUACCUGAAAGAAGUAUCAAACAAUUAGUCUAACCGAUUUUGUAUGGGUUGCAAAGAAUCCAUCAAUCAGGUGCUUAAUGUCAUGGAGCACUUGGACCAUCACAAAUCUUAUUUCUAAGAGAUGGCACAGUCAAACUCAGUUAAGGAUUGCAAUACAGAGCCUAAAUUCAAGGAAAUUCAGCUUUCAAUCAAUACAUCCUCGGAAGAGCCAAAGAUUCCUAAAGUUUAUAUGAUCCAUCCAUAUUAGAGACACCUUCCUUAUGGAGCAAAGCACCUAGUGAGAAAUAUCACUUCCCCAUCUAAGAUGAUUUUAUUUUAGAACGUGCAAAUGACAUUUGGAAACUUGGAUGGCUAAUAUUGAAUUGUGCUAUUGGCACUAUGGAAUUCCAUCCAAAAGCCUAACAAAUAUAUGAAGGUUCACGCAUAAUACUUGAAGAGAUUACUAAAUAUGUUGAUCAACUAAAAGACACUUGCUGUUUAUUACAUAGUGAACUUAAGGUUAUCCAAUUUGUUGAGUAGAAUUCUAAAAUAUUCAAUGAACCUACUAGGAUUACCAUAUUAGAUUUAUUGCCACCCGAUAAAUUUAGUGCUGAAUUCAUUCAAUUUUUAUGUUCUACCCUUAAAAUCGAUCCCAGGCAAAGACUCUUUACUGAGUAAUUAUUAUAGCAUUCCUGGUUAACAGGAGGUAAAGAAUGCAAAGGUCCAAAUGUACAAUUAAAAGAACUAAUUUCCAUCUCCAAUGCUUGGAAUACCUUCUUGCCAGAAGAAUUUCAAGGACAAGGAGCUUAGAAAUUAGAAAGACUCUGUGAUGCAUUAUGUUUGGUUUUAUAAAAUUCUGAAAAACCUACUGUCAAUAAAAUGCAUCUCUAGGAAAAUAGUCCAAUUAUCAAAGAACUCUCCCAUGAUAUGGGUAUCAAUGCCAAAGUAAUAAGUGAAAGACUAAUUUCAAUUUUCCAAUCGUUAAUUUGA
Molecule: messenger RNA, 1365 nt
Organism: Paramecium tetraurelia
Lineage: Eukaryota; Ciliophora; Oligohymenophorea; Peniculida; Parameciidae
Exons: 6
Biological process (GO): protein phosphorylation; MAPK cascade
Molecular function (GO): MAP kinase kinase activity; ATP binding
Source: RefSeq, a predicted model, not a curated record